Messenger RNA from Columba livia (rock pigeon), 1981 nucleotides. It is a transcript of the gene LYVE1, whose product is annotated as lymphatic vessel endothelial hyaluronan receptor 1. Gene Ontology annotation, biological process: cell adhesion. Gene Ontology annotation, molecular function: hyaluronic acid binding; transmembrane signaling receptor activity. The transcript has 7 exons. NCBI's taxonomy places the organism in Eukaryota, Metazoa, Chordata, Aves, Columbiformes, Columbidae. The coding region runs from base 277 to 1224 and encodes 315 amino acids. The record is from RefSeq and is a predicted model, not a curated record. Gene Ontology annotation, cellular component: plasma membrane.
UUCUUCAGGGAAGUGCUGUAGAAGAAGCAAGCAAACUCCUGUUUCAGUACAGAAAGUGUUAGUAAGCAGGGUCAUCCCUGUCAUAGCCCAGAAACAAGAUGAGAGAGGAAACUGGAAUAUCCUGGAGGGAGUUUAACUCCUGCUUCCAAGGGAGGCUCCUGGCACUGAGGAGGUUGAACAUGGAGAGCAACGGGGGAGAUCUGUAACCCGAGGAGACUGAGUGAAAGCACAGGAGACAAAUCAUCUUGAAUUUUUCACUUGUCCAAGUUGGUGACAAUGGCAACUUAUUCUGGAGUGACCUCAGCAGUGUUUUUCAUCUGGGUUACGACAUUCAUGGCUCAAAAUUACAUUAUAACGGGUUCCAUUCUUUCACCUUGCAGGAUCACAGGUGUAGGAAUUUAUCUUGAGGAGAAAGUGAAUUUCUCAGAAGCAAGUAAUGCAUGUAACCAACUGAAUCUACAAUUGGCAAGUAAAGACCAAGUUGAAAAGGCUUUGAAACACGGCUUUGAAACAUGCAGCUAUGGAUGGGUGAAAGAUGGAUUUGUUGUCAUUCCUCGGAUAACAUCCAACAAGAAAUGUGGUAAGGGCAACACUGGACUAGUGCCGUGGAAUGCUGAGCACUUUAAAACAUUUAAGGUUUACUGCUUCAAUUCCUCAGAUGUUCAGAUUAAUUCAUGUAAACCAGACCCAACUACAACCAUGCUACCUUCAUCAAGUGCAUCAACAGACUUAAGUGCAUAUUCAGGCUCUGAAUUGACUGAGAAUGUCACAGCAGCGCCCAAUGUGACCGAGUCAGAACAAUCCCUGAAAAAUAGAAAAUUUCGCGUAAUAUGUAUAACCGAAACUAUAUUACCAACAGAGGGAACUACUACAGAAAUGCCAGAGGAAUACUCACCGAUUGACUCUCCCAACUACACCUCCCGUGCUGCCUUUAAGAACGAUGCCGUUGUCUUUGGAGGUAUCCCCACUGCACUUCUUGUACUGGCAGUCUUCUUCUUCAUUAUUUCAGUUGUUCUAGCAGUCUGCUAUAUCAAAAAGUACAAGAAAACUUUCCCAUUUUCAAACAAGAAUCAGCAAAAAGAAAUGGUUGAAACUACUGCUCUCAAGGAGGCCACGUCAAAUGACAAAACACCUGAGAAAGAAACAACGAACAAUGGAAAAAAGGUAGAAGAGUCUCCAACGAAGCCUGAGGCCACAGUAAAAUGUCUAGAAGCAGAAGUUUAAGGGGAAGAACAUGCACUUUUGGUAGAAAUAUUAAAUGAAGCACACAGAACUUAGCAAUGCUUUUAAACAUGGGUGACUGUAAAUACUCAUGAAUGAAUAUUUUAUCUUUCUUAACACAUGAAAACAUGUUUUUUUAAUAACUGCAUCUUUAUUCAUAAAUGCUCUUGCAGAAGAACAUACUGUCUUAUUUACUUGAAAUUACAGCUCAUUUUUCCUCUUUAAUCAAUAUUAAUGACAUGCAGUGUGUUACCUGUUUGCACAGAAUUCAGAUCAAUAUAUAAUGAAAAGGUUUUUCUCAUCUGGCUGGAGAAUGUCUGCUAGCUUAAUGUCUAAAAUAAAAUGAUAAAACUGUAGCUCUUCCUCAUGUAGAUUAGCUUCUUUCCAUUAAGUAGUCACAUACUGUUUUUAAAAAGUCUGUUUACAAACAGUAGAAACAAACCUGUUUACACAUGAAUAAAAAAAUCAAAUAAUCCAACCCACUGUUAUUCAAAUACACAAGGAAGGGUACAAAGAUGUUGAUGUUUAAAUAUAUAUACACAGCAAUUAAUAACUUUCUUAGAUAUCUUCAUCAUGGAAUAAUUCACUGUUUUAUUUAUUAAAACUUGUGUCAUUCUUCUGCAUCAGAUAUUUGACAGGGAAAAAAAACCUUUGAAUUAUAUCUCAGCAGUUAUAUUUAAGAUCUUUUGUGUAUAUUUAGAUGUGGCUUUCAUAAUAAAGAUCUCGUGGUAUGGGACAUUUACAGUACUUCAUAAAGAAA